GUGGGCGGGGCCUGAGUGGGAACCGCAGAGCGCAAGCGCACGGAGGACGACUGAGGCCUGAAUGGCGCCGGCUCAGCAGUCUCGGGUGCUACGGUGCUGCAGCUGCCACCUCUUUCAGGCGCAUCAGGUGAAAAAGAGUCUCAAAUGGACAUGCAAGGCUUGCGGAGAGAAGCAGUCCUUCAUGCGGACCAACGCUUACGGUGAAGGCUCUGGUGCUGACUGUAGACGCCAUGUCCAAAAGCUAAAUCUGCUGCAGGGACAAGUGUCAGAGCUGUCACUCAGGUCUGUGGACAGAGCUGCAAGCGAAGAGGAAAAUGCAGGGCCUCAGCAGGCUGAGAGCCGGCGUCAGCAGGCACUGUCUGAGCCCCUAGAGUCCCGUUGGCUGAAGUAUCUGGACAAGGGCUGUGAGGAUCAGGAGCCGGACAGAGGAAGAGCCGCUCUUAAGACACAGCCCUCAACCAGUGCUGAGUGCCCAGAUCUGCCCUGCGGUCCAGCCCGCCCCAGGAAGAGGAAAUGGAAUCAGAGCACAGGGCAGCCUCCACACAGCCUGCAUGUCCAGGACUUGGACAGUGUUAGGAACAACUUUGAAUGCCAGGACUCCACUGGCCUGUUUGGGACAGAGCAACAAGGCAGCAGCCCUGCACUCAAGACUGCAAACCACAUCAGGGAGCUUGGUUUUCCACGAUGGAAACUACCAAGUCCUGUCCUUCAGGUUAAGGCCCAAUCUUCUAAAUGGGCACGGUUUCUCCUGUCGCCUGGAAACAGCUCACAUGUGGAUGGAAACCCAUCCAGUCCUCUGCAAGGGAAGACUCCAGGGGAGGGCCACUUCAGCGGGGCACCUGCCACUGUCCAGUCUCCUCAAACCACUCACUCUACCACACCCCAGCCAGAGAGGCCUGGCAGUAAGACCCCAGAUCAACCAUGGGCCGCAGGGUCUCCUCAAGCAGAGGGUAGGCCCUUGGCUCCAGGGGCAGAGAAGGCCCCGUCAAUGCAGCUGCACCACCUCUUUACAACUGGGGAGGACUUUGAAGAUGACCUGUAGCUUUUCACUCUGUGAUGUGGUCCCUGUAUGCCAGUCCUCCAUGCCACAGAUGGGGGUGCUUUAGAACAGAUAACCCAACAAUAAACAUGCCUGUCCAACAGA
Onychomys torridus (southern grasshopper mouse) is the source of this 1144-nucleotide messenger RNA. RefSeq names its product MRN complex interacting protein (gene Mrnip). Gene Ontology annotation, cellular component: nucleus. Gene Ontology annotation, molecular function: chromatin binding. The record is from RefSeq and is a predicted model, not a curated record. Gene Ontology annotation, biological process: mitotic G2 DNA damage checkpoint signaling. The transcript is spliced from 8 exons. NCBI's taxonomy places the organism in Eukaryota, Metazoa, Chordata, Mammalia, Rodentia, Cricetidae. The coding region runs from base 62 to 1042 and encodes 326 amino acids.